GCUCUCCCCUGCCCUCAACCCUUCGAAUAUCUGGUCUUGUCUGGCCUCUCUGUCCGCGCAUCCCUGACCCUUUCGCGCUGCUGCCUUCGCCUUCGCAAUGUCUAUCAUCCUCGACCCGCCUGAGCUGGGCUUCCAGCGCCCCUUCGACCGAGAGGUGUGCCAGGUCCUGCACCUGAACAAUGAGAACGCCGAGUCUGUGGUGUUCAAGGUCAAAACCACCGCACCAAAGCACUAUUGUGUUCGACCGAACUCCGGCCGUAUUGAGCCGGGAAAGAGUGUCGAGGUCCAGGUCCUUCUUCAGGCCAUGAAGGAUGAGCCUGCCACCGAUGCCAAGUGCAAGGAUAAGUUCCUGGUUCAGACCGUCGCAGUUACUCCUGAGAUGGAAUACUCAAAUGUCACCUCCAUUUUCGAGAAAGCCUCUAAAUCGGCGAUCCAAGAGCGCAAGAUUCGCGUGAACUGGCUUUCUGCGGAGGACUCCGAACCUGCCGAGCAAGGGGCUGAAGCCAAUGGCACCAGUGUCCCUGAGGAGGAGCCCCCUGCCUACACUUCCCCCAACGCUACGUACGAGACGCCCGCCGUGGGCUUGACCAGCAAAGGCGCCAAUGACACGUCACCUAUCCCACCGCCGGAUUUCAGCGAUAAGCCCAGGCGCGAACUUCUUACCCCACAGGCCAACGAGGCUGCGUCUUCGAAAGUAGCCACUUCUCCGUCGAGCAUCGACCUGAAAUCACAACUUGCCGACGCCAACUCUCAGAUCCAGAGACUGAAGGACCGGCUCGCGGACCAGGGCCUCAGACAGAGGAAGAUCCCCGGCGAGACAGAGAAGUCCACCGCGCCAGCUUUGCAACAGCAAUCCUCCCAGGCUGUCGAGGCGGGUGUGCCGGUGCAGAUAGUCGCCGGCUUGUGCCUGCUAAGUUUCCUUAUUGCCUACUUUUUGUUCUAGCCGCCGAUCGCUUCCUCUGUCCCCCUUUAUUUUCCUUCAUAUUGUCAUCUUUCAAUUCACUUCUGCAAACCGCUUCUGUUCCUAUUACCCAUUUUACUUUACAGACCAACUGUGUUCCCUUCUAAAGUGUUCCCUU
This is a messenger RNA of Aspergillus steynii IBT 23096, 1079 nucleotides long. Its product is annotated as putative integral ER membrane protein Scs2. Bases 98 to 943 code for a protein of 281 amino acids. The record is from RefSeq and is a predicted model, not a curated record. Lineage: Eukaryota; Fungi; Ascomycota; Eurotiomycetes; Eurotiales; Aspergillaceae. Gene Ontology annotation, cellular component: endoplasmic reticulum membrane; plasma membrane. Gene Ontology annotation, molecular function: FFAT motif binding. Gene Ontology annotation, biological process: endoplasmic reticulum membrane organization. The transcript is spliced from 7 exons.